AUGGACCUGUCCGUUGACGAAAAGAAGUCUACCACUGCUGGAGAUGUCGAGCUAGCACCGUCGCAAAAGGAAGGCGAGAUUAUCAUCACAGAGCCCGAGUACACACCAGAGCAGUACAAAGCUGUCCUGCGAAAGGUGGAUCGAUUCUUGCUCCCACUCAUGUGGUUCUGCUAUGGCGUGCAACAAACCGACAAGACCUCGCUCGGAAUUCAAGCCAUCUUUGGACUGCCAGAGGACACUAAACUCGUUGGGCAGCAAUACCAAUGGCUCACCACGAUAUUCUACAUAGCGUACAUGUGUGGAGAGUUCCCAUCCAACUUCCUCCUCCAGCGCUGGUCUCUAGGUCGAGCUCUCAGUAUCUACAUGUUUUGCUGGGGAAUCUGCGUCACUUGCAUCGGUGCGGCUCAGAACUGGACUCACCUGAUGGUUCUCCGCGCCUUGCAAGGUCUGUUCGAAUGUACAAUCUCACCCGGAUUCGUUCUUGUCAUUGGCAGCUGGUAUCAGACUGAUGAACACUCAUCCCGAUCAUUAUUCUUCCAAUCUGCCAAUGCGGGCUUCGGGAUCAUAGGCAACUUGAGUAUGUACGGCAUCGGAUCACAUGCUCUUAAGCAUGGCGGUCUCGCCCCGUGGCGAUCCAUCUCGCUGUUCCUCGGAUCCAUAACAAUCCUCCUAUCACUCAUUUGCUACGGGUUACUAGGAAGUCCCAAGGAAGUCCGAUGGUUGACUGAAGAAGAGCGGAAGAUUGCUCAAGCACGAAUCGUUCAGAACAAAGCUGGCCGAGACGUGCAUGGUGUAAAAUGGAAUUGGGACYAAGCGGCCGAAGCAUUCAAGGAUCCGCAGUUGUACUUCUGCAUGGUCAAUGCCUUCCUUUCCUCCGUCCCCAACGGCGGGCUCACCACGUUUGGCUCAAUUAUCCUCAACAGCUUCGGCUUCACAGAGUUGCAAGUUCUUYUGGUGGAGAUCCCUAGAUCCGUAAUGUCUGUCAUCAUUUUCAUUGUCGUUGGGAUUUACACGCGAAAAGUGCAGAACAGAAGGAUGUACAUCAUGGCUGCGGCUUGUCUGCCGCCAUUUGCUGGACUACUCGCCAUGUCUAUGCUUCCAAACACCCCUGAGUAUCGCUGGGUCAAGUGGGGAAUGCACUUCACCACCGUACCAUAUGUAUUGGCUCUGUUUUUGGGAUGGACUUUGAUUCCGUYGAACGUUGCAGGACGAACAAAGAAAACCGUCAUUAGCUCCGCUACCUUUGUGGGCUACUGUGUCGGCAACAUGGCAGGCAGUCAAAUCUUCAAAACAGAAGAUAAACCACGAUACAUUCCAGGAACGAUUGCAGCUUGCAUCUGUCUCGGAAUGGAAUUCGUCUUGAUUUGUGCUUGGAGAGGAUACUACAUGUGGCAGAACAACAAGCGUGACAAGGCUGCCGCUGCCAGUGGACUCAGCAAGGAGGAGCAGGAAAGGAUGGGACGCGAGAUGGGAGAGAGUAACUGCACAGACCUGGAGAACGUGCAUUUCCGAUAUACAUUGUGA
This is a messenger RNA of Ramularia collo-cygni, 1524 nucleotides long. RefSeq names its product related to DAL5-Allantoate and ureidosuccinate permease. Gene Ontology annotation, cellular component: membrane. Gene Ontology annotation, molecular function: transmembrane transporter activity. Lineage: Eukaryota; Fungi; Ascomycota; Dothideomycetes; Mycosphaerellales; Mycosphaerellaceae. The transcript is spliced from 6 exons. Bases 1 to 1524 code for a protein of 507 amino acids. The record is from RefSeq and is a predicted model, not a curated record. Gene Ontology annotation, biological process: transmembrane transport.